This is a messenger RNA of Rotaria sp. Silwood2, 411 nucleotides long. NCBI's taxonomy places the organism in Eukaryota, Metazoa, Rotifera, Eurotatoria, Philodinida, Philodinidae. The record is from the annotation of a GenBank genome assembly.
AUGGGUAGAAUUAAUAUUGGAUUAGCAUUUAAUCAAGCUGUACGAACAGGUCGAUUAAAAGGACCAAUUAUUUUAUCAAGAGAUCAUCAUGAUGUAUCGGGUAUGGAUUCACCUUUUCGUGAAACAGCAAAUAUUGAAGACGGAUCUGCAUUUUGUGCAGAUAUGUCUGUACAAAAUGCCAUUGGUGAUUCUUUUCGUGGUGCAACAUGGGUUGCAUUACAUAAUGGUGGUGGCAUAGGGUGGGGUGAAGUUAUGAAUGGUGGUUUUGGUAUGUUUCUUGAUGGAAGUAUAAAAGCUGAUGAUAAUAUUCGACACAUGUUAUAUUGGGAUGUAAUAAAUGGUGUUAGUCGUCGAUCAUGGUCAGACAAUAGAAAUGCUCGUCAGACAGUAGAACGAGCUAUGGCUAAUUAA